AUGGAGUACCUGGAGAAGAAACAUGUGGUCCACAGGGACCUGGCCACACGGAACAUUCUAGUUGGGAUAACCUCAUGUGUAAGAUAG
Messenger RNA from Staurois parvus, 87 nucleotides. NCBI's taxonomy places the organism in Eukaryota, Metazoa, Chordata, Amphibia, Anura, Ranidae. The record is from the annotation of a GenBank genome assembly.